This is a messenger RNA of Drosophila innubila, 1634 nucleotides long. RefSeq names its product beta-galactoside alpha-2,6-sialyltransferase 1 (gene SiaT). Lineage: Eukaryota; Metazoa; Arthropoda; Insecta; Diptera; Drosophilidae. The record is from RefSeq and is a predicted model, not a curated record. The transcript is spliced from 6 exons. Bases 81 to 1496 code for a protein of 471 amino acids. Gene Ontology annotation, molecular function: sialyltransferase activity.
CAGAUACAAAUGUAUCUGAGGCGGAAACGUGACUGAAAUUCCAUUCGAAAAGAAUACGCGGAAAAUGAAGUGAUUUAAAAAUGUUGCAAGCUAAACGGGGCAACAGGGCAACGUUGCCGGCAGCUGCGUUAAUCAGCGUACUUAUCCUCAGCGCAUUAAUAAUUCAAACGCAACAACAACAAACGCAACAGCAACAAAUUGACGAUAAAGCGACGACGCAGACGUCGACUGCAGUAAAAGCUCAGCGAAUACACGAACCCAACGCAGAGGCGACUCGCGGUAUGGUGAAUAAUGCGACAGUCGAGACGCGCAGUGGAGUGGAAAGUGGCGCUGGAAAGCGUCUGCCCCGCAGCGUAUUUCAUGUGCGCUGGAAUCCCAAUGAGAAGUUCAUUGUGGAGAGUCGGGAGAGUCCGGCGAUAAACUCCUCCAAGCUGGCGCCACAUCCACGUCUGAAGGUCUCGAAGAAUACAAAACUGACGCUCAGUCCGAAGUUGUAUCUCUGCCACGAUAAAUAUGCGGAGCAGUGUCACAAUAAGACGGCGUCCUUUCGUCAGCGCAUUGUCCAAGUUUUUGAGCGUUCGAUGAAGGAAUCGCUCAACGAAUCCAAUCAUUAUAAUGUCGACUACAAGCCCGUGUUUGGGGACAGCUUCGAGGAGCAGUAUUAUCCCUCCGCCUGCCUGGUGAUGGAGGCAGGAGUACGUGUCCUGCGUCGCAAGGAUGCACCCUUCAACAAGUUGCCCUUCGGUCGACUCUUUCCGCGUCAGAAACUCAUUCGGGAUGCCAAGAAUGUGAAAACUUGUGCAAUUGUUUCAAGUGCUGGUUCCUUAGCCGGUUCCAAGCUAGGACGUUUUAUAGAUACCCACGACAUCGUCAUGAGAUUCAAUCACGCGCCAACCCGAGGACACGAAGUGGAUGUUGGCAGCAAAACCACAAUACGUGUCGUGAAUUCCCAAGUGGUUACCAAGCCCGAAUUUGAUUUUGCGCAUGCGCCAAUCUUUCGCAAUGUCACAAUUGCUGCCUGGGAUCCAGGACGUUAUAAUGGCACCCUCGAGGACUGGCUGACCACUGCAGACUACGAUCUCUUCACCAAUUAUGAGAUCUACAGAAGACGUUAUCCCAAAUCUCGCGCAUUUCUCAUCGAUCCGCAUUCCGUGUGGCGUCUUUGGCAAAGUCUGCAAAUGUUUGCCGGCAAUCGAGCUAUACGCCGUAAUCCGCCUAGUUCCGGUUUUAUUGGAUUAGCGCUUUUGUUGCCCCAUUGCCCCCAGGUGGACUUUGUGGAAUAUGUGCCGUCAACGCGCCUCAAUGGACGAUGUCAUUACUACAGCAAAGAGAUGAACUCCGCCUGCACUUUUGGCUCUUGGCAUCCCUUGGCCGCCGAGAAGUUGAUGGCUCUGGACAUGAAUACAGCCGAUGAUAUGUCCGUAUUUCAGUUUGGCAUAUUACGUAUACGUCGGCCGGACAAGCUGCUCUGUGGCUUUAAUUUUUUCGGCUAUUGAUCUACGGCCGAUUGCAAGUUCGAUGCCAGUUUCCACUGGACAAUCAAUGUGCAUUUAAUCAAGCGGUUUUCACAUGUGCAACUCACGUUUCAAGUAGCUUACAAUUAAAGAGAAUCUGCAAUUUAGCAGUAUUUGCAA